AUGACGGUUGCGGCAUAUAUAAAGGAGCUGUUUAUCGAGACUCCCAAGACAGAUGAUCCAAAGAACUGGCCCAGGCGGAAAAAGAACAUCGUCGUCAUGACGAUCGCCUACUGCGCCUUUGUGGGCCCUCUUGGAUCGAGUAUCUACAUGCCUGCUGUGCUCCAGGUGAAAGAGGAUCUCAACACCACUUCGUCCCUCGUCAGUGCCACGCUCUCGGUGUAUGUCCUCGGCAUGGGCAUCAUGCCCGUCUUCUGGGCCUCCCUCUGCGACUACCUCGGUCGUCGCCCCAUCUACCUCAUCUCAAUGUUCAUCUUCAUCCUCGGCUCCGUCUUUGCCGCCAUUGCCCGCAACAUCUGGGUCUUCUUCGUUAUGCGUUUCAUCCAGGCCGUCGGCUCGUCCUCCGUCCUGGCUGUUGGAGGUGGUUCCUUGUCAGAUGUCUUUCACUCCAGCGAACGCGGUUCAGCCUUUGGACUUUAUUAUCUCGGACCAUUGAUUGCUCCCAUGAUUGGUCCUAUUAUCGGAGGUGUCAUCUCUGAUCGUGCCGGCUGGAGGUACACGAUGUGGUUGCUGCUGGUAGCGGCUGUGGUCGCGUUCUUGAUGGUCUUGUUCAUCCUCCCCGAGACCUACCGCCACAGGAUCGAUGAGGUCAAGCCCACAGCCGAACUCGAACCAGCGGGGGCAAUCUCGCGCUCUCACAUCCACUCGACUCAUUCCGAUCCCACCCUUGUUCCCAGCAAAUCAUCUCUUCAUGGAGACUCCGACUCAGAUACCGAUUCAGUGAAUGAGAAGGCGUCGCUCUCGGAUAAGCACUCUACCCAGGGCAAAGUUCACGUCACCACCGCGAUGGAGUUUAUUGUGCCCAAUGUUGUCCCUCCCUGUGUCAUUCAGGGUGAGGAAAUGGAGACUGCCAGCUCAAGCAUCGCAUCCGGUUCCCAAGAAAAGACUUCAGGACACGACAGUCCCGCAAUGGAAAGACAUGUGGCCUUCCCCAACAUUGACAACAAGGCAGCCAUUACUACCCUUGAGCCCAUCGACGACAACAACCCCCUGAAGCGCAAACCAUUCAACCCUCUUCGCCCAUUCGUCUGCAUGCGCAAGCCCAUCAAUGCCCUCCUGAUCACCUUCAACGCCCUCUCGCUGGGUGCCCAGUUCUGCAUGAACAACACCCUGCCCAUCUCAUUCCACGAUGUCUACAACUUGACAGAGUCGAAUAUCGGUCUGUGCUUCUGUGCAGGAGGAUUGGGAUCGGUCUGUGGUUCGCUUCUGGGAGGACGUUACUCGGACUAUGUUAUCCGCAAGUGGCUGAUCAAGCAGGAGCUCAAGAAGAAGAGAGACGCAAAGGAUCGUGCUGCUGCCUUUGGCAAGGAUGAGGUCGAAAUUACAGCCUGCGAGAAGGUCUUUGACGUCGCUGUCCAGACCCCACCCGAGGUUCGACUCCAAAGUGUCUGGCUGGGUGUGUUCCUGUUGCCAUUAGGAUUGAUGCUAUACGGAUGGUCAGUCACAAAUGAACUCCCCCUAGCGAGCGCGCUCGUGGGCAUCUUUCUUGUCGGAUUCGGAAUGAUGUUGGUCUAUUCCAGUACUACCACCACUAUCGUCGAUGCCAACUCGGAGGGCAACAUGGCCACUUCUGCUGUUGCCUGCAACAGUUUUGCUCGUGGUGUCUUCGGAGGCAUUGCUGGUUUUGUUGCUCUGCCCAUGGAGUCUGCUAUUGGCUCUGGAUGGUUGUAUACCUUCUGGGCCAUCAUGACUUUUGUUGGGUCCGCUGGUCUUGUUGUCCUUGUUGUCAGGGCCCCCGUUUGGCGUAAGAGGGCUGCCGAGAAGGAACUCAACCGAGUUUGA
Linnemannia hyalina is the source of this 1839-nucleotide messenger RNA. The record is from the annotation of a GenBank genome assembly. Lineage: Eukaryota; Fungi; Mortierellomycota; Mortierellomycetes; Mortierellales; Mortierellaceae.